Messenger RNA from Medicago truncatula (barrel medic), 1160 nucleotides. Its product is annotated as hyccin. NCBI's taxonomy places the organism in Eukaryota, Viridiplantae, Streptophyta, Magnoliopsida, Fabales, Fabaceae. The record is from RefSeq and is a predicted model, not a curated record. Gene Ontology annotation, cellular component: plasma membrane. The transcript has a single exon. Bases 1 to 1053 code for a protein of 350 amino acids. Gene Ontology annotation, biological process: protein localization to plasma membrane; phosphatidylinositol phosphate biosynthetic process.
AUGUCUGACGACGAAGCCACCGCCACCACAACCACUACCUCCGCCGUCACCUUCACCCCAAACACCUUAGAUAAAAUCCAAUCCGCUCUCCAAUCCCUUUGCACCAUCGUCAAUCCAACACUCUCCAUUACCUCAUCAACCACCCCUCUCUCUAUCCUCAACGAACCCGAAAUCUACAACCAAAUCGCCACCCUCCUCCGCCAACCCAACUCCGGCGCCGGUGACAACAAUCUUUGUCGUUGGCUCUACGACACUUUCCAAUCAAAUAUCACUGAUCUCCAACUCACCGUCCUACGUUUCCUCCCGAUUAUCGCCGGUGUUUACCUCUCACGCGUCGCUGAUAGAAAACCGCAAGCCGGGUUUGAAGCUGUUCUUUUAGCUCUCUACGCGCAUGAAACAACGUCACGCGCUGGUGAAGCCGUUACCAUUACUAUCCCUGACAUGACACACCCUAGCGUGUAUCAUGAAUCCAAAGUAGUAAACAAUAAAAACAGUGCAACUGAUCUAAACAUCGUUGUUUUAUCGCCUUCGCUUGAGCCACACGGCACUGUUCGGUCAACACGAAGAGCUCGAAUCGUAGGCAUUGCAUUCGAGUUGUUUUACAGCAAAAUAUCUGAAAUGCCUGUUUCACCAAAAAUUGAUUUUUGUAACUUUUGUAAGAUUUGGGCUGGUGAAGAUGGUGACAUGUAUAAGAAUUUCGAAGAUGAAGAUGAAGAUGAUGAAGAAGAAGACGAAGAAGAAGAAAAUAAUGAAGUUGAAAUAGAUAAAGAAGGUGAAGAGUUUGUUAAGACGGGUAGGGUUCCAAUGCCAUGGGAAUUGUUACAACCAGUUUUGAGAAUAUUGGGACAUUGUUUGUUGGGACCAAAUAACAAGGAUACAAUGUUGUUUGAGAAAGCAAGUGAAGCAUGUAGGUGUUUGUUUGCUAGGGCAAUGCAUGAUGUUAACCCUAAAGCUAUUUUACCUAUGAGGAGCUUGUUGAGACUUUCUAAAAAUGUUGUUGUUGAUGAUUUUGAUCCAACUGAACCACCCAAGACUGAUGUUAUCACUCUUUAGUACUUUAUGGUGUUUUGAUUUUUUAUUCUUUUCUUUGUUUUUUUUUCUUCAUUGAGAAAAUAAUGUCCUAGCCAACUUGAAGGAGAAUCUGUGUGAUAGAGGGGCAC